Messenger RNA from Harpegnathos saltator (Jerdon's jumping ant), 2530 nucleotides. RefSeq names its product cleavage stimulation factor subunit su(f) (gene su(f)). The record is from RefSeq and is a predicted model, not a curated record. NCBI's taxonomy places the organism in Eukaryota, Metazoa, Arthropoda, Insecta, Hymenoptera, Formicidae. The coding region runs from base 389 to 2530 and encodes 713 amino acids. Gene Ontology annotation, molecular function: mRNA binding; protein binding. The transcript is spliced from 13 exons. Gene Ontology annotation, cellular component: nucleus. Gene Ontology annotation, biological process: mRNA 3'-end processing.
GGAUGCACUUUGUGCAUUUGAUGCGCGAGAAUUAUGCAUACAUGUCGAAGAGAGAGUAAGAGAAAAAUAAAAAAUUUAGAAGUACAAGCAAAAUAACGAGAGUCGUUUUCGAUCGCACUUCUGCAUAUUCUUUCCAUUCUUUUUUUUUCUUGUCAAUAACCUCGAAAUAUGUUCACUUUACUAUAAGUGCAGGAAGUGCACGUUAAAAAGUACAGUUGUGUACAACGUGUUUGUCGCAUUGCAUACGUAAAGCCAUUCUCAGCCAUUUUUUGGACUCGUUUGAGAGCGACUCUGUACAGUAGGUCCUUAGAAGCGUGUUAUUUCGUUUUUCCACGUGUAAUUCGCGAAUAAUUAAAUCGCAUAUCGCCGAUUACGGAUAGGAUAUAAAAUGACAGAAGACAAAACGGAAUUCGACUGGGGGAACGAAAAGCUACAACGUGCUCAGAAGACCGUCGAGAAGUCAUCAUACGACCUGGAAGCAUGGAGUAUUCUUAUACGAGAAGCACAGAACAGGCCUAUCACAGAAGUAAGACCGGUGUUCGAGAAACUUGUUUCCGUAUUCCCGUCGGCUGGACGUUAUUGGAAAAUUUACAUUGAGCAAGAGAUGAAAAUGCGGAACUUUGAAAAGGUGGAAAAGCUUUUCCAAAGGUGCCUCAUGAAAAUAUUAAAUAUUGAAUUGUGGAAACUAUACCUUUCUUAUGUCAAAGAAACAAAAGCGAGUCUAGCUACUUAUAAGGAGAAAAUGGCACAAGCGUACGACUUCGCAUUAGACAAAAUUGGAAUGGACAUACAUUCCUACAGCAUUUGGAACGAUUAUGUUAUGUUCCUGAAGAGCGUGGACGCGGUCGGAUCAUACGCCGAGAACCAAAAAAUCAGCGCCGUACGAAAGGUUUAUCAACGUGGUGUGAUCAACCCUAUGAUAAACAUGGAGCAGUUGUGGAAAGACUACAUGUCGUUCGAGCAGAACAUCAAUCCAAUAAUCGCGGAGAAAAUGGCGAUCGAGAGAUCACGAGAUUACAUGAACGCUAGGCGCGUAGCGAAGGAAUUGGAAGCGGUCACGAGAGGACUGAAUAGAAGCGCACCCAGCAUCCCUCCAACUGGUCAUCCCGAGGAAGUAAAGCAGGUCGAGUUAUGGAAAAAAUACAUCGCAUGGGAACGUAGUAAUCCUCUCAGAACAGAAGACACCUCGCUCGUGGCGCGAAGAGUUAUGUUCGCGAUCGAGCAGUGUCUUCUUUGUCUGGGUCAUCAUCCCGCGGUGUGGCAUCAGGCGGCGCAUUUCUUAGAACUUAGCUCCAAAAUAUUGACGGAGAAGGGGGACGUAAAUGCUUCCAAAAAUCUUAGUGACGAGGCUGCAACCAUGUUCGAGAGGGCUACGAAUACGCUAUUGUCGAAGAAUAUGUUGUUAUACUUUGCGCACGCGGAUUUUGAAGAGGGUAGAGUCAAGUACGAGAAAGUACAUCAGAUCUAUCAGAAAUUCCUCGAUAUUCCCGACAUAGAUCCCACUCUGGCGUAUGUGCAAUACAUGAAAUUCGCGAGAAGAGCGGAAGGUAUCAAAUCCGCGAGGACAGUGUUCAAGCGAGCGCGAGAAGACGCAAGAUGCAAACAUCAUGUUUAUGUAGCUGCCGCUUUGAUGGAAUAUUAUUGCACUAAAGACAAAAAUAUAGCAUUCCGUAUUUUUGAGUUAGGUUUAAAAAAAUUCGGCGAUAAUCCUGAUUAUAUUCUCUGUUACAUCGAUUACUUGUCUCACCUGAACGAGGAUAACAAUACGAGAGUCUUGUUUGAGCGAGUAUUAUCUUCCGGCAGUUUAGAGCCGGAAAAAUCAGUGGACAUAUGGAAUCGCUUUCUAGAAUUUGAGUCAAACAUUGGGGAUCUGGCGAGCAUCGUGAAGGUGGAAAAGAGACGCAGCGCAGUAUUAGAAAAGAUCAAGGAAUUUGAAGGUAAAGAGACCGCUCAGCUAGUGGAUAGAUAUAAAUUUUUGGAUUUAUAUCCAUGCACUCCGAUGGAACUGAGAUCGAUAGGAUACAUGGAAGUAUCUAACGUCGCCAGAAACUCAAUAGGCGCUUUACCUCGCGUACCCGACCCGGAAGAAGCGAUUGCGUCUUUGCCUCGACCCGAUUUGUCGCAAAUGAUUCCGUACAAGCCGAAGGUGAACGCUCUGCCUGGUGAACACCCGGUGCCGGGUGGUUCGUUUCCAUUGCCACCAGCUGCGGCUCAAUUGUGCACAAUGUUGCCGCCACCCGGUUGCUUCAGGGGCCCGUUUGUCGCUGUUGAAUUACUUACAGAUGUUUUCAGUAGAAUCCAAUUACCCGACCACGCUCCGUUGCCGGUAGCGGAUAACGGAUGUGACACGAAGCUGUUCGACCUCGCGAAAUCUGUGCAUUGGAUCGUCGACGAGAGCAACGACGGCGUGAGCACGGGACCGAAGCGUAGACGUACGCGCUUGGGCGGCGACGAUAGCGAGGAAGAAGAUUUACCGCCUCCGCCAGCGAACGAUAUUUACCGCCAAAGACAACAGAAGCGAGUGAAGUGA